Nycticebus coucang (slow loris) is the source of this 969-nucleotide messenger RNA. RefSeq names its product olfactory receptor 4F15. The record is from RefSeq and is a predicted model, not a curated record. Lineage: Eukaryota; Metazoa; Chordata; Mammalia; Primates; Lorisidae. Bases 19 to 957 code for a protein of 312 amino acids. Gene Ontology annotation, molecular function: olfactory receptor activity; G protein-coupled receptor activity. Gene Ontology annotation, biological process: G protein-coupled receptor signaling pathway. The transcript has a single exon. Gene Ontology annotation, cellular component: membrane.
AUCCCCGUGUCUGAGGCCAUGGAUGGAAUGAAUCACUCUGUAGUAUCCGAGUUUGUGUUCCUGGGACUCACGGAUUCAUGGGAGAUUCAGCUUCUCCUCUUUGCCUUCUCCUUGCUGUUCUACUUUGCCAGCAUGAUGGGAAACCUGGUCAUCGUGUUCACUGUAACCAUGGAUGCUCAUCUGCACUCCCCCAUGUAUUUCCUCCUGGCUAACCUCUCAGUCAUUGAUAUGAUAUUUUGCUCAAUCACAGCCCCUAAGAUGAUUUGUGAUAUUUUCAAGAGGCACAAAGCCAUCUCCUUUUGGGGAUGUAUUACCCAGAUCUUCUUUAGCCAUGCAGUGGGGGGCACUGAGAUGGUGCUGCUCAUCACCAUGGCCUUUGACAGAUAUGUGGCCAUAUGCAAGCCCCUCCACUACCUGACCAUCAUGAGCCCACGGAUGUGCCUGUAUUUUCUAGCCACUUCUUGGAUCAUUGGCCUUACCCAUUCAUUGAUCCAAUUAGUUUUUGUGGUAGAUUUACCUUUUUGUGGCCCUAAUAUAUUUGAUAGUUUUUACUGUGACCUCCCCCGGCUCCUCAGGCUUGCCUGCACAAACACUCAAGAACUGGAGUUCAUGGUCACUGUCAACAGUGGGCUCAUUUCUGUGGGCUCCUUUGUCUUGCUGGUCAUUUCUUACAUCUUCAUUCUGCUCACUGUGUGGAAACAUUCAUCUGGUGGUUUGUCCAAGGCCCUAUCUACUCUGUCAGCUCAUAUCACUGUGGUCAUCCUAUUCUUUGGGCCACUGAUGUUUUUCUAUACAUGGCCUUCUCCCACUUCACACCUGGAUAAAUACCUUGCGAUUUUUGAUGCAUUUAUCACUCCUUUUCUGAAUCCAGCCAUCUAUACAUUUAGGAACAAAGACAUGAAAGUAGCUAUGAGAAGACUGUGCAGUCAUCUUGUGCGUUACAGGAAGAUUUCAUGAAUGGAUUAGCUA